CACUGCUAGAUCAUAGAUGGGAAAAACGGUGUUUUUUCCCAUCUUUACUGCCAACCACCAGCUGAAGCGAUGCACCAAAAGGCCGAAUUCAAACCUGGUCUUUUCCUAUUGGCCUGGGGCAUCACCUUCAUCUCCUUGGUGGUCAGACCAUCUGCGUACCGCGGGUGGCUUUUCAUCCCUAUACUGUCCAUCUGUCUCUACCUCGCUUUCUACACCACUCCCGGGGACGUUGCGAACGGCAGCGGUUUGGCGUGCUUUGUAGUUUCCUUGAUCUUCUAUUCGCUGGACUUGACUGUCCUCACGGACGUUCAGAAUGAACUUCGUCUGGUUGGACAGAAAACGUCCAUCAGUGCGGCGUCGUUGAGCGACCGCUUCUGGUGGGCACUUCGGCUACUUUCGAGUCCGCGAGGUAUAGGGUGGGUGCACGAGCCCACAACUCACAUUCUCCCACACCCAACUACGUCGCGCGUUCGAUUCCUUUGGGAUCAGAUACUUCGUACGGCAAAGUUCAUUAUCAUCUUCGAUGUCGUCAGAGUUCUCUCUUAUUCGAACCCUUACUUUCAAAAGGGAGGGCCUUCUCUCACCGACGCAGGGUUAUUAUGGAGAUUAACGGUGCUCGCGCAAGUCAUAACUGUAUACGCGAGCAUGGCAAGGGUGUAUACCAUCUACAGCAUCGUGUCCGUGGGCUUGGGAUUAACCGUACCAGGGGACUGGCCUCCCUUGUUUGGUUAUUUGGGAGAUGCCUACACUGUCCGUCGCUCCUGGGGCCGUGUUUGGCAUCAGUUAAUGAGACGGUUCCUCCAAGUCAAUUCCGAUUUCCUCGCCUACAAAGUUCUAAGACUGCCACGGAAAAGCACCUUCACGACCUACUUCAAACUCUUCGUAGCCUUCUUCAUCUCUGGUUUGAUCCACCACAUCGGGGAUUACGCAGCACUCGGUCAAUGGCACGGCUCUCUGGCUUUUUUCGUCUAUCAGGCGGUAGUCAUUACAUUCGAGGACGCCGUCAUCGCCAUAGCUGCAAAGUUUGGUUUCGAUGAACCAACCCCACUCAAGAAAUUCUUUGGGUACCUUUGGGUGGCUGCGUGGUUAAUCUACUCGAUGCCUAUGUGGUCAGGCCCACAGAUGACGGGUGGAUUCAUGGAAGACGAUGCCGAAUUCAGUCCUAUCAUGGGAUUAUCACGCGGGGAAUGGUAUCCCAAACCCGACCCUGUGAACGUUCUCAGCACAGCUCUCUCGAAGAUUUUCUACAAGUAG
Laccaria bicolor S238N-H82 is the source of this 1254-nucleotide messenger RNA. RefSeq lists its product as uncharacterized. Gene Ontology annotation, biological process: lipid metabolic process. The coding region runs from base 70 to 1254 and encodes 394 amino acids. Lineage: Eukaryota; Fungi; Basidiomycota; Agaricomycetes; Agaricales; Hydnangiaceae. The record is from RefSeq and is a predicted model, not a curated record. The transcript has 4 exons.